Erinaceus europaeus (western European hedgehog) is the source of this 930-nucleotide messenger RNA. It is a transcript of the gene SIGLEC15, whose product is annotated as sialic acid binding Ig like lectin 15. The record is from RefSeq and is a predicted model, not a curated record. Gene Ontology annotation, biological process: regulation of osteoclast development; regulation of actin cytoskeleton organization; regulation of bone resorption. The coding region runs from base 1 to 930 and encodes 309 amino acids. Gene Ontology annotation, cellular component: plasma membrane. Lineage: Eukaryota; Metazoa; Chordata; Mammalia; Eulipotyphla; Erinaceidae. The transcript is spliced from 5 exons.
AUGACAGCCCUGUGGGUGGUGCUGGAGGAGAGUCCCAGCCUGGAGAUUGUUCACAGAUGGGCAGAUUCCCUGGAGGACGGGUCGUCUGUGAGAACGGAAAGAGACACUGUCGGGGACGUGCUCCACACAGAGGCCAACAGUGCGCAGCGCUGGUCCAUGCACCUGCCUGCGGAGGUGAGUGCGGCGGCGGGCGGGGAGGUCGAGCUGCCCUGCACCUUCUCGCACCCGCACGGACGCUAUGACGGGCCUCUGACGGCCACCUGGCGCUCGGGCCGGGCCUUCGCGGGCCCGCAGGUGUUCCGGUGCGUGGUGGCGCGGGGCAGUGAGCUGUGCCGCCGGGAGCUCAGCCUGCAGGGCCGCUUCCACCUGCGCGGCGACCCCCGCCGCAACGACCUGUCGCUGCGCAUCGAACGCCUCAGCCUGGCCGACCAAGGCCGCUACUUCUGCCGCGUGGACUUGGCGGGCGCCACGGAUGCCUACGAGAGCCCCCGGGGCGUGUGGCUGCGGGUGACCGCCGCCCCGCACAUCGUGGGCGUCUGGGUGCUGCCCGGGCCUGCGGGCACCUUCCGCGCGCUCUGCACCGCUGAGGGGGAGCCGCCGCCAGUGCUCACCUGGUCCGGCCCGGGGUUCGACAACAGCAGCGACUCGGCUCCUGCAAGCUCGGCCAUGCAGCGCGGCUCCCGGGUGACAGCCGAGCUGCCUGCGCUGCCCCGGGACGGCCGCUACACCUGCUCUGCGUCCAGCCCCGGGGGCCACGCGGAGGCCAGCGUGUACCUGCUGCACCUGCGGGGGGGGGCUGCGCCCGGGCUCCUGUUGGGCGCGCUCGGCCUUAAGGCGCUGCUGCUGCUACUGCUGCUGGGUGUGCGGGCCGCGCGGGGAGCCGGAAGGCGCGCAGGUUUAGCUGCUGCCCAUCCCCCAAUCUUCAUUUAG